Messenger RNA from Trichoderma asperellum CBS 433.97, 915 nucleotides. The record is from RefSeq and is a predicted model, not a curated record. NCBI's taxonomy places the organism in Eukaryota, Fungi, Ascomycota, Sordariomycetes, Hypocreales, Hypocreaceae.
AUGAACUACCCCCUUCACUACUGUUACUGCAGACGUCGUUCACAAGUGUACAAGAACUACGAAGAGGGCGAGGCGGCGAGAUUUCAGGCCGCGACGCUCAAUACUAUCAACAAGCAGCUCCCAGACCUACUCAACGACACUCGCAAACUUUUCGAUAGUGGCAAAGAGCGCAAUCAUGCCAUCGCCAGUAGUGUCAGGCAAAUGGCUGAAUCAUACACCGUACAGCACAACGCCAACAGCAUCAACGCAGCCGUGUCUUCCUCAGGCAAGUCCAUCUCCUCAGCCGCCGACUCCAUCAAGACAGCUGCGAAGGAGCUCGUUCCGGAAAUUAAGCAGGUGAAUCGCAACCUGGAGAGUAUUCGCGAGGAGCUCUGGCGCACCACGUCUGGCGGCGCGGGCAAAGGCGGAUUCGCUGAAGUGGUGUAUAACUUUGUCGAUAUGGAGGCCGGGAGAUGUCAGUAUGAGAAUGACUGCUUUCUUUUCAAGGACAAGCCGCUGCCGUCGACGUUUAUGGGCGGGUCGGAUUGUCUAGACCGGUUUGUGUAUUGCGAUGAAGGCGAUUCGGCAGGGCAUGAAGGAGCAGGGCAAGGGUCCCAGCAAAAAACCCUACUUUUCAUAUUUUUGAUUCCGUCCUGGUACAAUAUAGCAAUUACGGAUCCUCUUCAUUUUCCGGAUGAAAUUCUUCCUUUGAGACUGGUAGGACCAAAACAUGAUGGAGGCAAACCCCCUCGUCAGAGAACCUUGGCUCUACAAGCUGUAGGGAAUAACUUUCAAGAGAAACUCCUUAAUCGGGGUGCGGCAAAAGUCGUGGGGGGAGUGACAGAAUUCUCAUCGGCCUUUGGAGGUUUCGCUGCUGGGGCCGUCACGGGGGAUAUUGCCGUGGGAACCACGGGUGCUUGGGUCACCAUCAACUGA